CAUGAGAGUAAACAAGAUUUCAGACUUAGUGCAGAUAUAUUCCACUGUUGGGGACCUUGUUCCAAUCUGCCUUCUUAGUAUAUUGUUGAAAACUUGUGCCACAUCCUUCUUUCCUUCAAAGUCAAUUCUAUUCAGGUUCUGAAUCAACAAUAACAGUAAGUUACUAUUGUACAGUUCUUGUGCUAGUUGAGCCACAAUUAUAUCUGCCUGAGGCUCAGCAUCAGAAGUCCCAUAGAGCAUAUUUUUGAUCAAGACAAGAUUCUUUGAUACAUCCUCUUGGGCCUUCUCUGCCUUCUUAUCACCUUUUUCUAGGGAAUUGACUGCUUCUUUCAGUGCCUUCACUACGUCUGCUGGACCUUUCUGUGAUUUCCCAAACAGGGGCAUUGUUUAAAUUAUUUCAAUUAAUUCUGUUGAAUGACGUUGGUUAGUAUGUUUUUGGAGUGCUACCGCAGUAUAACGACGUGGUGUUUCAUAUGUAAAAGGAACUGCGAUGUUAGAUGAUCACUUCUCUCAUUACAAUAUGAAUGUUACUAAGCUUUAUAACGAAGUAUAAAACUUUUUUAGACCACAUCUGACAGAACUACACUUGAUAAUAUUCUCCAAAAAUACGUAAACGUGAUGUUCAUUUUUUACCGAAGAAAAGUCAAAAGUGACAAGCGUGAAGCACAAUUAUGAACUAGAUAACAUCCGCAUUAGCCAGAUUUUAUGGUCCUAAAUCAAGGUUCGUUAAAGAUUGACGGAAUACCUGAAGUAAGAAUCACAAUCACAAAAAAGAAUGUGGUUAAAAUUAACAUUGUCAACCCAAAAUUUCAUAACAAAGAUAUUAUUCAAAUCAAAUCGUUCAAAAUGACAACAUCUUUUCCUACGAAUUGGGAUAUAGAAGAUUAUAAAGACGAUACCGAACCAGAUGAACAUUGGGAACUGAGGAAAGCAUUCAUGGAAGCCCACAAGGGUAAAUUUUCAGAGGAAUACCUAGUUGCUUUGGCAAGAACUUUCACAAACAUUGAAUUUAUGGGAUGCAGUUAUCCUGCUGCCCUUAUGGUUCGAAUAGCUGAACUGUCUAAAGAUGUGGCUCAUGAUUACAGGGAAAUCAAAAAAACAAAGCUACAGAGAACUUUUGUCUCUGCUUCAAAUGCUGCAGAAAAUAAAAUAAAGAGAAGAAGAACUGAUCCAGGAUCAGCACCACCCAGAAAAUGAGUUGAUUUAAUUGCAUUACUGCUUUCUACCAAAUUUGGACAUCCUUUUUUAUUUUCAAUAAUUAAAAACAUGAAAUAAUCAAAUCCAAGACUUUUAUUUCCAAAUAUCCUAUCACUUCUUAUUAACAAUUAAAUUAAAAAAAAUGGAUAUACAAGGAACUGCCUACAUAAUGGGAUAUAAUAUGAAAUUCACCACAAAAUUGCUCCCUCAAUCCAAAUUCAGUCUAUUUAUUGCUGUUAUGCAAACUCUCUAUAGAGACACUGAGUUGCUCCAACCUCUGUAUAAGUUGACUCAUAGUACUCUGUGAUCUCUGAAUAUCAUCAUCAUUCAAGCUAGGUGCUGUUGCAGAUCCUAGAUCAAAAUGCAACUUUGCAAGUUUUUCUUGCUGCUCUCUAAUGCUUGUCAUCUGAUCCAUAGAGCAGCCACUACCAAAGGCUCUCAGCUUCCCUGAAUGAAAAUCAGCAAGCAGCCCUAAGAGGGCCCUUUCCAUAUGUCUCACAUCUGGCACUUGAGAUAUAAAAGAAUGGUGUCGGAUAUCUGUGUUACUUUUA
Molecule: messenger RNA, 1748 nt
Organism: Phaedon cochleariae (mustard beetle)
Lineage: Eukaryota; Metazoa; Arthropoda; Insecta; Coleoptera; Chrysomelidae
Source: the annotation of a GenBank genome assembly